Molecule: messenger RNA, 5514 nt
Organism: Anneissia japonica
Lineage: Eukaryota; Metazoa; Echinodermata; Crinoidea; Comatulida; Comatulidae
Product: scavenger receptor cysteine-rich domain superfamily protein-like
Exons: 23
Coding region: 176-5074 (1632 amino acids)
Cellular component (GO): membrane
Source: RefSeq, a predicted model, not a curated record
AGAGCUCUAGAGAGAGCUACUUUCUUUCAAGCUUUGAUCUUUUGGCGAGAGGGAUGCGAAGGUAGAGAAGCUGAAAGAUUUCAUCGAAUCUUUUUAAAUAUUGUAUUGUAUUCUUCUAACCGCAAAUUAUUGAUGAUAUGUAGUCAUUUGAUUUUAAAAAUCGCUUACCGACACAAUGGUAUUCUUAAAACGAAAUCUACAAAGCAGUAAUCGCUUGCCAUGGACUUGUCACUUGAUUUGUAAACAGUUAUUGAUAAUUUUUUGCGUUGGGUUGUCGCUGAAGCAUCCAGCUGUCACGGCUCAGCCAGGAACCGUGGCACCGGCAGUGGACGGAGAUGUGCGACUAAGCGGUGGCCGUAAUCCCCUAGAGGGCAGAGUUGAAGUUUAUUUUAAGGGAGAGUGGGGGACAAUUUGUGAUGAUGAUUGGGGAAUCCAGGAUGCAGAUGUUGUAUGCAGACAACUUGGAUACAACAUGGCUGCCAGGUUGGGAUGUUGCUUGUCCUUUGGUCCAGGAACUGGACCAAUACACGUGGAUAACUUAGCCUGUCGAGGGGAUGAGCAUUCCAUGGAGGAGUGUCCAUUCAAUGGUUGGGGGCGCCACAACUGUGGUCAUUGGGAAGAUGCUGGAGUUGUUUGCACAAACCCAAUUAGGUUAAAGGAAGGCUUAACACCACUUGAUGGGCGAGUUGAAGUGUACAUGAAUGGCAACUGGGGGACAAUAUGCAAUACAAACUGGGGAAUCGAGGACUCCUUGGUGGUGUGCCGGAUGUUAGGAGGAUACACAGCCAAUAAUUAUACACAAACCGUUAUACCAGGCACAGGGGCGGUUCAUUUAGACAGAGUGCAGUGUAAUGGGACAGAGAUUGUACUCGAUCAAUGCCAAAAAGAUGCUGAGGUUGAAAUCAGCUGUUUAGAUCAUACGCAGGAUGUUGGUGUAAACUGUUCGAGACAUAUACGAUUAGCCAAUGGAAACCAUCCGCUGGAGGGAAGGUUAGAAGUCUUCAACCAUGAUCAAUGGGGUACAGUCUGCGAUGACAGGUUUUCUGCCUCCGAAGCUGAAGUUGUUUGUCGACAUCUUGGAAACUAUGUACCUGACCCAAGUAAAUCAUACUCAUGUUGUGCAAGGUUUGGUGAGGGGAAAGGUCCAGUUCAGAUGACCCAAUUAGUUUGUACCGGCAGCGAAAAGAAAAUAGAAGACUGUCAGUUUCAAAGAAGGAAUCAUAAUUGUCCUCAUACAGAGGACAUUAGUGUCCACUGUUCAGACCUUCGAUUGUCUGAUGAUUACAGUAGUCUUCAAGGCAAGCUGGAGUAUAUUGAAAACCAUGAAUGGGGUGAGAUCUGCUCCGAUGACUGGGAUAUUAAUGAUGCAAACGUCGCCUGCCAGCAGCUGUACAAUACAACUGCUACAUCGAUAUAUUUCAGAGAUUCUCGGACGAGUGUACAACCGUUGUUUGGCGGCUUCCAAUGCAAUGGAACAGAAUCUAGAUUGUCUGCUUGCCCUAGGUCAACCUAUGACAUAUGUACAAGUAGACAUGUGGCCGGUAUCAAAUGUAAAGGACUGAUAAAAGUUCGCCUGCAGGAUGGGCCAAAUACAAUGGAAGGCCGUGUUGAGAUAUUUUUUAACGGUGAAUGGGGCACAGUUUGUGAUGACGGUUGGAGCAUAGAAGAGGCUGCAGUUGUUUGCAGACAACUCGGCAACUACGAUGUAAGAUCUGCCAAAUGUUGCAGCGAGUAUCCAAGCAAGAUUAGUGGCACUAUUCAUCUGGAUGAUGUGUAUUGUCAGGGAAAUGAGAGGAGGCUGGAGUUAUGUUCCCAUAAUCAGUGGGGUGAACAUAAUUGCGGAAACCAUGAGAAUGCAGGCGUAAUUUGCUCAGAUUUGAGAAUACCAUCAACAAACAACCAAGCAACAUCGAACAUUGGCCCAAUCGAGUUGCUAGUUGAUGGAAGGUGGGGGCAUAUUUGUGCUGAGAAUUUGACCCUUGCUGCAGCCAACGUGACGUGUCAUCAAGUUCAUAACACUGAUGUGAUAUCCAUACAGAUAUAUGAAAGUCCGGCAAUUCCAAGAAUCAGCUACUUGGAUUGUGACGGUCAAGAGAGUAUGAUUGCGAAUUGUUCCCAGGGUACAUGGGUGAAUACCUCAUGUCCAAGCGGUCAUAUUGGUGGUGUUCUAUGUCAUGCAGCAAAUAAGGUCAGGUUAGUUGGUGGCAGUACACCUCGUGAAGGUCGAGUAGAGGUCAAUCAUGAAGGGGAAUGGGGUACUAUAUGUGAUGACAAUUUUGAUUUGCCAGAGGCUGAGGUAAUUUGUAGACAGUUAGGUUUCAUUGGAGCUCACACAGAAAAUUGUUGUCAGAAGUUUGGUCCAGGCAGUGACCAGAUCUUUCUGGAUGACCUCAGCUGUGUUGGAACAGAGUUUAGCAUUGAGUUGUGUGGGCAUCGUGGAUGGGGGAGUCAUAACUGCGGACACCAUGAAGAUGCCGGCGUCAUCUGUCAAAGUAAUUUGAUUCCAGAUGAAGAUGAGACAUCGGGGGAACCACCAAUACUUCAAAGUUCGAUUCGGCUCAGAGGUGGCUCGUCUGUAUUAUCAGGUCGUGUUGAGGUCUUAAAAGAUGGCAAUUAUGGUACCGUCUGCGAUGAUGGGUUUGGCUUAGAAGAGGCAACAGUAGUCUGUCACCAACUCGGGUUUGCUGCUGCUGAUCCCGUAGACUGCUGCCCUUCUUUUGGAGGUGGUUCAGGCCAGAUCUUACUCGAUGGUCUUCAAUGCCGUGGUAAUGAAGAAGAUUUGUUUAGUUGUGAUCACACAACAUUACAUAACUGUGAACAUUAUGAAGACGCUGGUGUCAACUGCUUAAGCCAAGUUCCAGGACCAUUGCCAGGAAUUCCCUCUGAGGGUGAUAUGAGGUUAUCCGAUGGUAAUGCACUUCAAGGCCGUGUAGAAAUCUUUCUUAAUGGUGGUUGGGGAACCGUUUGCGACGACAACUUUGAUAUCAAAGAUGCGGAUGUGAUCUGCCGCCAACUUGGAUACAAGUCAGCCAAUCCGAAGCAAUGUUGCGCAAACUUUGGUGCAGGUGUUGGAGACAUUCUACUAGAUGAUUUAGAGUGUGAAGGAAGUGAGGUCAAUAUUUUCAAUUGCCCUCAUACCAAUAGGGUCAAUCAUAACUGUGGCCAUUUUGAAGAUGUUGGUGUUAAAUGUAUUCGUUCUGUAUAUCUGAACUCUACAACACCACUUGAGGGCAGGCUUGAAUUGCGUCAUGAAGGGGCUUGGAUUGGUGUGUGUCAUGCAACGUUUACAUCGAAAGAGGGUAAAGUAGGUUGUUUACAUGCUGGAGGACUUGAAUUUAAAAAAUUUAAACCAAUAGUAUCGAACAAGACAGCUAUUCAUGUACAAAACUUGUCGUGCACAGGAAAAGAGAAUUCGUUGGACGAUUGUAACAAUGGCGUGCAAUUUGUGAAUACAUCUUGUGAUGAAGUCUACCUCAUUUGCAGAAAACGUACUGGGCCCCCACUUCGUCUCGUGGAUGGAAGUCACCCCCUUGAAGGGCGAGUGGAGGUAUUCAACCAGGGUCAGUGGGGAACGGUCUGUGAUGAUGGAUGGGGUGUAUCCGAAGCAGUGGUAGCCUGUAGGCAACUUGGAAAUUAUGUACCAGCGAUGUUCCAGUACCCGGCACGUUGCUGUGGAGCGUUUGGAAUAGGAACAUUACCAAUAUUACUGGAUAAUUUGGUAUGCACAGGGGCUGAGCCAAGUUUAGAUCAAUGCAAACAUGGUGGAUGGAAUGUAAACAACUGUGGUCACAAUGAAGAUGCUGGUCUAAUCUGCACAGAUAUCCGUCUGGUUGGAGGUGUGGUUGGGAGUGUGCUAGAGGGACGAGUAGAAGUUUUACAAAAUCAUAGAUGGUUGACCAUAAGCAGUGAAAAUUGGACCAAAGAAAAUUCAGCUGUUGUUUGUAGACAACUUUUCAACACAACAGUCGCAUCAGUUUCAGAAUAUCAGAUAAAGGCAUCGCCAAUGGUUACAAAUGUUCAUUGUUCCGGUAACGAAAAAAUGCUGUCAAGCUGCGACUACAACAGUACAAGCCUUAGCCCAAAGGGUGCAAAGGCCAUAGGCGUUGCUUGCUCAGAACUGCGUCUCAGUGAUGGUAGCCGGGCGGGUGAAGGUCGGAUAGAAGUGAUAAGCUUAAGCGGGGAGUGGGCUAGUUUCUGCUCUCACGGUUUCACACAAGAGUCGGGCGAUGUAGCCUGCCGCGAGGCUGGCUUCUGCUUCGCCAGUGAUAUUUAUCAUGAUAAAUUUGGACCAGCGCCUGGCAACAUCAGAUUGUCUGAACUGAAGUGCAUAGGAAAUGAAAGCAAGUUGGAAGAGUGCCCCCAUAGACAAGGUGCAUCACAGUGCUCCAACUCAUAUUUUACAGCUGGUGUCAGAUGCAAAGAUACUUGUGAUAAUCUAGGGUCAUUGGUGAAUGGUGAGGUGAUUCCUAUGUCACAAUCCUAUGCAACUGGAAGUGUUGUUUCUUUCAAAUGCAACCCAGGGUACAUAUUGAGUGGAUCAAAAAAUAUUGUAUGUGAAAGCUGUGUUUGGAGUUCAAAGAUGCCUGUGUGUGAAAUGUCUGUAGUAACUUGUCCAGACCCUCCAAAGUUUGCAAAUGCUACAAUUAGUACUUCAGACUCAAGCAUAGUACAUUAUCGGUGUGUGGAUGGCUACCAUAGCAAUCAGGCUGCAACUUACAUGGUGUGUGAGUCAGGAAAGUGGAGCGGGCCAGGUAUUGCUUGUCAAGAAGAUGUUGCGGAAAAAGCUGAUGGCAAUGAUUCUGGAUUUGUGGGAUCACAAUCACCAAGAGUUAGUCGAAGUUAUUCUUUGUUGUGGCUGAUGGCAAGCUUUCUGUUGCUAAUUCUAAUAUUAUUAGUUAUUUAUGAUAUCAGGAAAAGAGCAUACAGGUUGCAUUGCAAGCCGGUUCGUUUCAAUUGCGCCAAAGGUAAAGACAUCGAGGGCGAGUUGCAGUUAUUGAAUCACGAUGUCGUCAAUCAGCAACAUGAGUCCGCAUUACAAGAGCCAGACACACCGAACAGCUCCUGGCCUGCAUAACAAAAUUUUUCAUAAAGAUAAAAUACAGUGGUACUCUACAUAUAUUUCUGCUCAUAAACAGAUUUUUUAAAGGUGUAAUUUUUAUAAGCGUGUUUAAGGAAUGAAAUAAUUAAAUAUCUUUUUUGAAACUGAUAAUUGCUUGAAGAUGGAUGUUAGUUUAAAAUUGAAUAAUGAUAUUUUUAUUAUUUUUUAGUACACUGUUUUUCAAAUUCUUUUUAAACAUUUUACCUUUUGACCAGGCAUAUGAUGAAACUUAGCACAAUUUUUUUUUAAAUGCAUAAGUUGCAGGCAGUGGCGGCACCAGCGGGUUGGCAGGGGACUUAAGCCCCCCACCGGACAGGUCAAGCCCCCCCCCUUGCCGGACAGAGCUUGUCAGGCAUUCAGUCCAUAAAACAUAUAAAAAUAGGCCCACACCAAGCCAACACAUGUCUGUCACAGUC